This is a messenger RNA of Trichomycterus rosablanca, 2089 nucleotides long. It is a transcript of the gene pex5lb, whose product is annotated as peroxisomal biogenesis factor 5-like b. Gene Ontology annotation, cellular component: cytosol; peroxisomal membrane. The transcript is spliced from 13 exons. Bases 162 to 1862 code for a protein of 566 amino acids. The record is from RefSeq and is a predicted model, not a curated record. Gene Ontology annotation, biological process: protein import into peroxisome matrix, docking. Gene Ontology annotation, molecular function: protein binding. Lineage: Eukaryota; Metazoa; Chordata; Actinopteri; Siluriformes; Trichomycteridae.
GCGGUAGCAUCCUCACAUGUACCCGGGAUUCAGGACGUGUGAUGCGGGGAGAAGUGCACCUCUUCCCGCUUCCUUCCUCUCUGUAGAGCGGGACACGGAGUGAGAGUGGCAGGACCUGCGCACCCCACGGCUCCCUUCUUCAUCCCCCCAAAAAACUGAAGAUGUAUCAGGGUCACUCACAGUUGGGUAGCGAGCAUCAGGAAAGCCGACCGCUGCUGAGUCCUUCCAUCGACGACUUUCAGAGCGAGAGCAGAAGUGAUGGAGCAACACGACCGGUCACCUCUAAGACAGCAGUUAUCUGUACGGCUCUGGACCUGGUGGACCUGAGCGAGCCGUGUGAGAGGAGAUGGAGCUUUGACCGACGCAGUCCACUUUCUUCUGCCAAAAACAGCCUCCGCAGGAAGAAAACCGACGAGACCGAACUGAUCCAGGUGGAGCCGGAACCCCUCUCGCUGGGACACGUGAACCCCGAGAGAGCCUCGUUAGACUCAGUGAGCAGCUCACCUCGGGACAGAUGGGACGAGGUGAGUCUCCACCCAGACAGUGCUUGGAACGGAGGGAGGAGGUGGAGAUACGAGAAGAAGUGCACCUCACAUCAUUCGUCUAGUGAACUGCUUUGGUCGGCUGAUUUUAAGAGCAGCCCGUCUAACAAGCACACGCUGGAGCUGAGCAUGAGCAUGGACUCCGACCCCGGGCCUCCAACACAGCGGACGAGACUGAAGUUGGGCAGCUCUCUGCAAGGCAGGCAACACUCUCUGGAGGAGGAGUUUGUACGAGCCAAGGCCGCCGUGGAGUCGGACACUGAAUUCUGGGAUAAGAUGCAGGCCGAGCUGGAGGAACUGGCUCGACGAAACUGGCUGGAGGACCCAGAGAGAAAAGGCCCAGUUCCAUUCAACCUUUCACCCAAAGAGACGGGUUACGUCUUCCACAUGGAGAACCCCUUUAAAGACUGGCCCAAUGCUUUUGAGGAGGGACUACAGAAAUCCAGAGAAGGAGAUCUGAACAGUGCCGUGCUGCUGCUCGAGGCCGCCAUACUGCAGGACCCACACGACUCUGAAGCGUGGCAGGUUUUAGGGACCACUCAGGCUGAGAACGAGAACGAGCAGGCUGCUAUCAUCUGUCUGCAGAGGUGUUUGGCGCUCCACCCGAAUAGUCUGAGCGCGCUCAUGGCGCUGGCCGUGAGUCUGACCAACGCAGGCCGGCAGCAGGAAGCAUGCGAGGCUCUGCAUCGAUGGAUAACGCAUAACCCCACCUACACACACCUCCUGCAGGAACGCAGUGCUCUGGACGGCUCACCUCUACCCCAGCGCAGGGGCUGCAGAAUCUCCCCCAUCCCUAUGCCUGGGUGCUCUCAGCUGGUGGAGGUGCUGGAACUUUAUCAGGAGGCUGUGCAGCAGAACCUGGGCAUUGUGGACCCAGACCUGCAGACAGGACUCGGCGUGCUCUUUAAUCUCAGCUCUGAAUUCGAUAAGGCCGUGGACGCUUUCAAUGCAGCACUAUCUGUUCGACCUGAGGACUAUCUGCUGUGGAACCGGCUCGGUGCCACUCUGGCUAACGGAGACCGUAGUGAGGAGGCCGUGGAGGCCUACACCCGAGCUCUGGAGCUUCAGCCCGGGUUCAUCCGCUCCAGAUACAACCUCGGCAUCAGCUGCAUCAACCUGGGAGCUCACAGGGAGGCAGUGAGUAAUUUCCUGACGGCUCUGAAUCAGCAGAGAAAGAGCCGGAGCCAUACCGUCAUGUCCAGCAGCAUCUGGGCGGCUCUGCGCAUCGCCCUCUCGCUCAUGGACCUUCCUGAACUUUUUCACGCUGCCAACGUUGGUGAUCUCGACCUCCUGAUGCAGGCCUUCAACAUGGACAUGUGACCUGAACACACAGCUGAAGUGAAGACCGUGCAACACACACCAGGCGCUUCGGUGUAACGAGUCACGCUGAGAGUUCUACUGUAUUUAUGCUAUUACAGCGUGACAUGCUACUUGCUACAGAUUUGCAGUUUGCACACAUAUUUUAUAUACGGGAUUUAGAGACAGAAAAUGAAUGUGCAUGGUGUGUGUGUGUGUGUGUGUGUGAAUGAAAAGAAUGACCAGAACUG